Molecule: messenger RNA, 2747 nt
Organism: Daucus carota subsp. sativus
Lineage: Eukaryota; Viridiplantae; Streptophyta; Magnoliopsida; Apiales; Apiaceae
Product: probable xyloglucan glycosyltransferase 12
Exons: 5
Coding region: 243-2372 (709 amino acids)
Cellular component (GO): Golgi apparatus
Molecular function (GO): glycosyltransferase activity
Source: RefSeq, a predicted model, not a curated record
ACGGACAGACAUAUUUCAUAUCUUAUAGUGUCUGAUAUAUAUAUACAUACACGUAUAGAUACACACUUCACUCUCUGUCUCCCCCAUUUUCUCUGCAACUUUUUCACCAGUCUCGAGAAAUGAGAUCAUAUUUGUAGAUUUCAGCCAUCUGGGUCCUUCACAUUUUGCUCAUUCUACAACCCCAUCUCGGAAUCUUGGAUUUUUUUCACUGAUUUCUCAUCUGGGUCGCCGGAAUUUGAGAAAUGGCGCCGUCGUUCGAGUGGUGGGCUAAAGAAACCCACAGAGGGACGCCGGUGGUUGUGAAGAUGGAGAAUCCGAAUAACUGGGCCAUGUUGGAGCUUGAGUCCCCUUCUGAUGACGAUUUUCUCGCGCCGGAGACUGCCGGAAAUGGGAAUUCCGGCAGCACGAAAUCCAAAUCUCGCCGGAAUAAAAAUGCCAAACAGCUCACUUGGGUUCUCCUGCUUAAAGCCCACAAAGCUGCUGGUUGUUUGACUUCAAUUGCUUCUGCAUUGUUUAGUCUUUCCUCCGCCGUGCGCCGCCGUAUUGCCGCCGGAAAAACGGACUCCGAUGAGUCUGAAAGGCCAGUUGUGAAAUCAAGGUUUUAUAAAUGUAUAAAGGUGUUUCUUUGGUUAUCUGUUUUGUUAUUAGGUUUUGAGAUAGUUGCUUAUUAUAAAGGCUGGCAUUUAGGUAAACCAGAUCUUCAGUUAGAGUAUUUAUAUACAUUAACAAGGCCAUCAGGGCUGAAAGAUGCAUUUGAUUUGCUUUAUUCCAGUUGGGUUUCGAUUAGGGUUGAUUAUCUUGCUCCCCCUCUUCAAUUCCUUGCCAAUUCUUGUAUUAUACUUUUUCUUAUCCAGAGUUUGGAUAGGUUAGCUUUGUGUUUGGGUUGUUUUUGGAUUAAAUUUAAGAAGAUUAAGCCAGUUUUGAAACAAGGGUUAGAAGAUCUUGAAGCUGGUGAUGGUACUGGUGGUUACUUCCCUAUGGUUCUUGUCCAGAUCCCCAUGUGUAAUGAAAAAGAGGUUUAUCAGCAGUCUAUAGGAGCAGUGUGUAACUUGGAUUGGCCAAAAUCUAAAUUGCUUAUUCAAGUUUUAGAUGAUUCGGAUGAUCCAACUACACAGUUGUUGAUCCAAGAUGAGGUUUCUAAGUGGCACAAAGAGGGUGCAAACAUUUUGUAUCGGCAUAGGGUGAAUAGAGAAGGGUAUAAAGCUGGAAAUCUCAAGUCUGCGAUGAAUUGUAGUUAUGUUAAGGACUAUGAAUUUGUUGCCAUUUUCGAUGCCGAUUUUCAGCCCAACCCUGAUUUUCUUAAGAAAACUGUUCCACAUUUUAAGGAUAAUGAGGAGUUAGGGUUGGUCCAGACAAGAUGGUCCUUUGUAAACAAGGAAGAAAACCUGUUGACGAGGCUCCAAAAUAUUAAUUUGGCAUUUCAUUUUGAAGUAGAACAACAGGUGAAUGGGAUUCUACUCAAUUUCUUCGGAUUUAAUGGAACGGCUGGGGUGUGGAGGAUCAAAGCCUUAGAAGAGUCCGGUGGUUGGUUAGAGAGGACCACAGUUGAGGACAUGGACAUCGCAGUCCGAGCUCAUCUCCAUGGAUGGAAAUUCAUCUUCCUUAAUGAUGUUGAGUGUCAAUGUGAACUGCCGGAGUCUUAUGAGGCAUACAGGAAACAACAGCACAGAUGGCAUUCUGGUCCGAUGCAGUUGUUUCGUCUCUGUUUGCCUGAUAUAAUCCGUUCAAAGAUAAGCUUAUGGAAAAAGUUCAAUAUGAUAUUCCUCUUCUUCCUUUUAAGAAAAUUAAUACUUCCAUUUUACUCUUUCACUCUAUUUUGCAUAAUCCUUCCAAUGACUAUGUUCAUACCGGAGGCUACGCUCCCAGCAUGGGUUGUUUGUUAUAUACCAGCAACCAUGUCAUUUCUUAACAUACUCCCAGCCCCAAAAUCUUUUCCUUUCAUUGUCCCUUACCUUCUAUUCGAGAACACAAUGUCAGUAACCAAGUUCAAUGCCAUGAUUUCUGGUUUAUUUCAACUAGGAAGUGCAUACGAAUGGGUAGUUACCAAGAAAUCUGGACGCUCCUCAGAAGGAGAUCUCGUUUCCUUAGUUGACAAAGACCCAGAAAAAAAGCCUCUAAGGGGCAACUCAUUGCCAGAUUUAGAUGAAAUGCGAGGAGAAAUUGAAAAGGAAAUCAAGAAGGAGCAGAUGGCUUCUAAGAAGGUAAAACACAACAGACUAUACACGAAAGAGCUCGCACUAGCUUUUCUUCUCUUGACAGCUUCAGCCCGAAGCCUGCUGUCUGCCCAGGGAAUCCAUUUCUACUUCUUACUCUUUCAAGGGGUUUCAUUUCUACUGGUCGGACUUGAUUUGAUUGGCGAGCAGGUUGCUUAAAGGAGCAUUGGUAGGCUUUGCAGGGAUUACAUUGUAAAGAAAGCUAUUCUGGCUUUUGUAGAUAUUGAAUUGAAGAUCAAACACGGAAAUGAACUUUGUCGAUGAGUGAGUUAACACCCUGUCUUCCUCGUUCAAACUCUGGUUCUGAUUCCAGCAACUUCUGGUUGGACAUGCAGCAGAAUGAUCAAAUACCAGUGCACAGAAAUGGAGGUAGAUGAUUUUAUAUGAAAAUUCGAUAAUUAGUAGCCAGUCUUGUGAUUUCAUUUGUACUUACUAUUGAAAAUCCACAGUUCUACGUUUCAGCCAUUCAUUCGUUUUUUAGACUAUUCUUUUGUAAGAACACAAGCUAUUUCAAAUGUGUGCAGUUUCAGAUCA